Molecule: messenger RNA, 1640 nt
Organism: Thunnus maccoyii (southern bluefin tuna)
Lineage: Eukaryota; Metazoa; Chordata; Actinopteri; Scombriformes; Scombridae
Gene: ppp1r27b
Product: protein phosphatase 1, regulatory subunit 27b
Exons: 3
Coding region: 585-1091 (168 amino acids)
Molecular function (GO): phosphatase binding
Source: RefSeq, a predicted model, not a curated record
AAGACAGCAGCCUUUCUAGAUUGUUUAUGUCAGUGUCAUUGCAGUUAAUGGUCAGCAGCCUUCACAUGACAUCUCACCCCUGCAUUCCCUUGCAGUUGGCAGCAACACACUCCAGCAGUAAACCACUUUUAUCCUCUAUGGUGUUUACUAGAAACCUCCAGCCUCCCCCUACCUCUCUGCUGCUGGGAUGUCACCACUAUCUUGAGUGGGCAGCAUCUGGGUAUGUGGGAUUGAAAACAGAGCCAGAGGUUACUGGCUGAACUUGGCUUGUGACAGACUUAGUGGGAGGGCCCUGACCCGGGAGGGCGACUCAUCUUCCAAAUCUCGCCACUGAGAUCUGUGAGGUGUCACAUCCUAAAAUAGCCUGACAGAGAGUAUAAAGGAUCCACAGGGAGGCCUGGUCUUCAGAGGAACAGCAUCACAGUUGACACACUAGACAGACAGCAGGAGAGCCACACUGAGAGGAACUACUUGAUCUCUCUGCAGGAAGAAAGAAGAAUCUGCUCUCAUUUUUAACCUAAUUGUUGUAAUCUUGUUGCUGGAAUUCACCAGUUUUUCUGCAAGAACUAAGAAGUCUGACCAGGAUGAAGUACUACGAGUGCCCCGUUUCCAAGACCAUGAGAAUCAAGGCUUACACUGAGGACUGUGGCGUCCCAGUCAGCUGCAAGAGCUCCUCUUCUUCUCUGAAGCCCAUCCGCAAUGUGCACUUCCCCAAUGACAUCGUUUUCCAGGACUAUGUCCGACACGGCGAGUUGGAGAGGAUUGGACUUUUCAUCCGAGCCAGAAGAGUCAGCCUGGACACCAUCUAUCACUCUGGCAUGGCUGCCAUCCACGAGGCCGUCCUGUCCGGGAACCUGGAGUGUGUGAAGCUGCUGGUCAACUACGGAGCAGAUAUCCACCAGAGAGACGAGGAGGGAUGGACCCCACUGCACAUGGCCUGCAGCGACGGCUUCCCACAUAUUGCACGCUACCUUCUCUCACUGGGCGCUGACCCUGAGCUCGAGAACGACUGCGGGGAGAGGCCAGCUGACCUCAUCGACCCGGAGAACCAGGAGCUGCUGGAGCUCUUCGGCGUAGCUGUCGAUGACUGAGAACACCUGGCUUUUGAAGCCACACACUCAUUUCAAACCUACUGCCCAGUUGACUGUUUCUGACUGCAGACAUGGACAGAAAAGGCCACGUCAAUCCAGCAUCCUGAUUUUGUGAGCGGCCUCAUUUCUGGAGGUCGAGGACUGUGGAUGUCUGGCGGAAGGAGGGCUGGCAGAGCUGGUUGAGUGGAGUUGUCUCCAGCUUAACAGAUUUACAGCCUCAGAUCUUUUUUACACUGCAGUGAAUUGAAUGAAACAUUUGAUUUUCAGCUGUUGAUUUUAUGUGGCAUGUCGCUGGAAUUAGGAGGACUUCUGUAUGUUGUGAAACUUGAAACUGUUGCUGCUCAGGUCAUUAGCACCUCUGUAUGAGGUCAGGCAAAGUGUAAACAGGUUUGUGUUGACCAGCUUAUUAGCAAAUUUGCUUACAGUCAAUCAGAAGUUAUAAACCCAGUGUUUUUUUUAUUCUUGCCUCCUGAUAACAUUUAGGUAUCUGUAUUAAUUUGUUGUUUGUAUAUUAUUUUUAUACUGUUUUUUUAAAAAUAAAGUUAUUAG